This is a messenger RNA of Macrosteles quadrilineatus (aster leafhopper), 675 nucleotides long. RefSeq lists its product as uncharacterized. The transcript is spliced from 4 exons. NCBI's taxonomy places the organism in Eukaryota, Metazoa, Arthropoda, Insecta, Hemiptera, Cicadellidae. The record is from RefSeq and is a predicted model, not a curated record. Bases 19 to 618 code for a protein of 199 amino acids.
CUUUUGCAUUCUCUUGAGAUGAAUGAAGAAAAGAGAUCACAGCUAGAGAGAAAUUCGAGAGGUCAAAGCCUGUGUGAUUUAUGGGUAAAAGAGAGAAAAAAAAGGAUCACUGCAUCAAAUUUUGGAAGGAUUUGUAAAAUGCGCUCAACAACGUCCUGUCAGAAGUUGGUUGAGCAACUAUUGUACAAGCAAUUUUCAGGAAAUUCCGCAACAAGGAUGCAGCCAUUUCUUGCCGCUUCACCCGAUGGUGUAAUCGAGGGCUUGGGUUUAGUAGAGGUCAAAUGUCCUGCAUCAGCUAAAGACCUGACGCCAGCUGAUGCAGUUGUUGAAAAGAAAAUAAAGUUUUGUGUGCUGGAUGAAGAAAGGAAUCUAAAAUUAAAACGGAGCCAUUGCUACUACUACCAAAUCCAGGGACAGCUCCACAUAACACAACAAAAAAAUUGUUGGUUUUUGGUGUGGACUAACAAAGGCAUGUCCAUAGAGAAAAUCGUGAGGGACGACCAGUUUUGGGAAAACAAAAUGGAAAAACCCCUGACUAAUUUUUAUUUCAAAUGUGUAUUGCCAGAGCUCAUCGACCCAAGACACCCUCGGGGACUCCCAAUAAGGGAUAGGUUUUGAAAAGUUUUGUCGACGAAUAAAACUGAUAAAUUAUUGUAAUUAUUUAAUAAUUGGUAA